CGCGCGGCUUUCCGAAAGUGGUUCCGGUCUUUGGCUGAAUGGGCAAUGGAGGCGGGACUUGGAGGGGGCGGGGCUUGCGGCUACCAGCCAGGAACCUCCAGCCUCCUUGGCGGCGAUUUGACCCCCGGAAGUGGGGUGACAGGCUGCACUGCGGGUGCGGCGAGGGACUGCGGCCAGAGCUUCAGGGUUAUAAGAAAGUCAAAGCAAGCAAAAGUGGAGAUAACCUGGAUGAACAAGCUAAUCAGAAUAGCUUAAAAAUUGCAACAGUAGCAGCAGCAAUGUUUCACUUCUUUAAAAAGUCACCAGAAUCUAAAAAGCCUUCAGUGUCAGACACAGAAGCAGAUGGAUUUGUCCUCUUAGGAGAUAAAACAAAUGAUCCAGGAGAUAAAACUUCUGAAGCAGAAAGCAACCAAACUUUGGAGACCAGCAGGGAAAACUCAGCCAGUGUGACUGUAGCAGGAGGCCCAGAGAUGGAACGUGAGGCAGGCCAGACUCUGGAGAGCAGCUCACUGAUGCCCGAGCUCCUGAGCGAUGUGCCUUUCACCUUGGCCCCACACAUCCUGGCUGUGCAGGGCACCAUCAGCGACCUUCCUGACCACUUGCUCUCCUAUGAUGUCAGCGAAAACUUAUCGCGAUUUUGGUAUGAUUUCACUCUGGAAAACUCAGUGCUCUGUGAUUCAUAGAUUUUGCAUCUGUUUGUACCUUAACAGCUUUAAAAAAAAAAAAAAAAAGGAUUGCCUAUUUUACUUAACCUGUUUGGCAUUGUGUUCUGUAUGAUUUCACCCUUUAAAGGCCCUUAGAAAAGAGAAGAUCUUUAAACAAAUAAAAUAGCAUCAUGUUCCUUGUUUUAUUCUUUAGAAUAUAUUACAGUUGUAUAAAAGUGGAACUUCAUUUCCACUUCCCUUCCCCCCACAUAGUAAAUAUAAAAAUGAGGUCAUCACAGCUGUAUGAAAGGAACAUGUUGCUAUAGCUGGUCCCUCAGCUAAAAUCUGUGAAAGAACGGAGGCAGCCUGAGCUUAGCUUAACUGUGAAGUCUCUUUCCUGGCUCACAGGAGUGGGGCAUUCAUUGUAUUUCUUCUUCUUCCACACCGAGUAUGAAUGAAUUUGGAAAAGCAUUUCCAGUUAACUUAAUUCAUUCAGUCUCAAUGUAGACACAGAGCUGUGGACAUUUAAAACUUCUUCUAACCAAUAGUGAUGGUUUACUAAUACAGAAAUGCUGUAAGCACUCAGCGGCUGCUUCCUGAACAUGCAGUUGAGUUUUCUGAGACCACAGCCACACUUUUCGCCCUCCAUGAGUGCUGUGUUUCCAUCUUGGUUCUUUGCCCUUUCUCCACUUCUGUGUUUGGUUUUUGUUUUGUUUUGUUUUGUAUUUUUUUUUCUUUUUGAGAUAGGGUCUCACUAUGCAGUACGGGCUGGCUAUGAGCUCACUUUGUAGCUUCAGCUGGUCUUGAACUCACAAUGAUCAUCCUGCUUCAGCCUCCCAAGUGCUGGGAUUACAGGCAUGCAUCAGCAUACCCAGCUUCCUUUCUCCACUUCCAAACAUGCUGUCUGACCAGCUUCACGGAGACCUUCCUGCUUCCACCUCAGCUGGCAUUCACUUUUCCUGCCACACUGUUUCCAAUUUCCGAAAAUGACCACAUUUCAUUUCCAGACUCUCUACCUCUUGGGUAAACAUUUCAUGAUGAUAUUACUGCUUAUGGCUCCCUUACUUAGAAUUUUGUUGCCACAAUACAGAUGGAAAUGUUUUACUAUUACAAGUUCUAAACUUGAUUCAUUUUCAAGUAGAGUGCAAGCAAAGCACCUGGAUAUGACCUUUAGUUCUUGGUCAUCUAUUAUUUAUUCCAACAAAAACUGAGGAGAACUGCCAAUGGUCAAUAAAUUGUAAAGGGAAGAAUCAAAUUGUGAAUUUUCUAUGCCAUGGAAAAUUGAAGUCACACCUACUUUGAUUAGUAGCAACAUAAUUUAUUAUUCUGUGCCAAACUUUUAAGUGUAUUUUUUUUUGUAAAAAUGGAGUGCCAUAACAAAACUAAACACUGUGCAUAAAGGUACAUAAAUUAGUCAAAUUUUAAUGUGCUAUGCAUGUUCAGUAAAUGUGGUAUGGUCUUGAUAAAGAUGCUAUAUUAUUUAAAGUUAUAGGAAUAUUUCUAUUAAAAUCGUGCUUAAUUUAUAAUAAUGUUAUAGGAGAUUAAUGAUUAACUUAUAUCUUUACAUAGUUUUCAUAAAACAUUAGUCUAGGAAAUAAUACUUUUUACUGACAAAAUGUGAACAUUUUGUAGCACUUUUAGUGAAUACCAGUCUUUUCCAAGCAUCCAUGUACUCUUAAAAUUAAAUGUAAGCGUAUAGUCUAUUUGUCUAAUUAUAAGCUAAAUUUUGUCCAAAAUGUGCAUUUCAUUUAUACUUAUGUCUACCAUGUUAUAAGUAUUUUCAUUUGUCUAUAGAAUUGUUAUAUUUAAAUAAAUGUGAAUUAAAAUAAAUAUUUUGAUUAUUUUCAGAUCUAUAAAAAUGGUUUUCUCUGCAUUAUUCAUUUCUGAAUGCAAGUUAUCAAUUCUAUUAGGGGCAAAGAGUUAAGUAUAUGUUAUGUGUAGUGCAAAGAAAAAGUGACUUUUCUCUAACAUGUAAAUGUUUAAGUAAUAAGCUUGAAAAUGGUAAGAUUGCUAGUCCCGGCUUAAUCACACUAGAAGGGUGUGAGCAAAAUGACAGGAACAUUUUUAAAUAGAUCACCACCAUCACGAAAUUUAGUAGAGACUGGUAUUAAAGACCUAUUUUUAAUAAAAAUGUUGUGAAAUGGCAGUUUAAAUGAUUUUAUACCGUAUAAAUCAGUGUCACUAUUUUAAAACUGAAAAAAAUUAGAAAUCAACUGUCCAAUUCUAUUUCACUCACAAGAAAAUUGAAGCCUAACAAGGUUAAAACACUUAGUAAGUGAUAAAUAAAUGUUUCCUUGAAUAGUGCUCAUAUUUAUAGUAGAAAUGAUAACAAAAUUGUAUGGUAUAUGGGAAGGAGUUCAGACAUUCAUGCCAGCCAGAGUUUGUAAUAGUUCCCUCACUUUUAAGCUGGAGGGUUUCGAAUCUGUCCCCUAAAUUCUAUUGUCCUCAGUACCCUUGCAUGUUAAAAGUAAUUAGGUAUUAAGUGGCAUAUGUCAAACGCUUGGCAACCUAGUGCCUUACAUGCCAUUGAUGUUCUGGGCUAAGGAUCGCUAUGAUUCCCAUUACUAAGUAAACACACAGGAGUGUAACAGAAUGCAAAAUGCAUAUUAACCAAGUUGCAUAAAGACAAAUAUGAAAAGUAGCUCCCUACAGUAGCCAUAUAUUCCUCACACCCCUGUAUUUUACUUUGAAAAAUAGUCCUACAUUAUAUUAAGUAAUUCUUCUGACUUUGCUAAACAUAACCUCGUGAACAUUUUUUUCUUAUUAUUAAGGGCCAAGGAUGAAAGAUUCCCAUACUUUUCUUUCCAGUAAUAUGUUACUGUUUUAGAUUGGCUCUUGUACUUAUCCUUAAAAUAGUAACAAAUGCACAAUUCUUAUUAGUCCACACAGCAGUUUAAGUAAACAUUCCUUGACCCCAACACUUUUUUUAUCCUCCCUCAAGUAAAAUAAUAAAUUGAAAUCAGCAUAAAUUUUUUUUCCCUAUUUCCCAGAGACUUCCUAUAAAUCUGAAGGACAGGUGAGCAAUAGUUAAGGAAGUAAUGUCACCCACAUUCUGAAACGGUGCUACUUGAACUUACCACGCUACUUCUCACAAUCACAGUUAUACUGCCAGUAUUAAUUUGGCAGUAUUACGGAGAUAAUUUGAAUAUGUUACUUUCAGAAACUAAUCCAUGUCAUUAAUAAUAGUCACAUAAAAUGUAAGUGUGGUAAGUAGGUAAUUGAGAAAUAGUAUCUUUUAAAGCCAUUGAGAAAUACAGGUUUGUGAACAUCUUUUGAGUAUUUGUGGCCUAUUAGGGGAUCCUAACCUAAAUAUUAUUGGAAAUCUAAGACUCUCAAAAUAGUUCUGACUACAUUGGCUUUAAAGAGACAUAUAUGUUUCAGGAAAAUUGCUGUUUAUGCCACAUGGCUCUGUGGAUAGGUGUGUGUGAGAGAAAAUUGUUUUAAUUCAUGCAUAGGAACUCUGUUACAAUCAUUAUAGUAACAUGUUAAGCAUCUUUUAAAAUUUUAGAUAAACUUUAUUUUACAAUGGGCUUAAAUUUAAAGAAUUACAAAGAUUGUGUAGAAUAUCCUCAAAUUUCCCUCUGAUUAACAUCUUAUAUUAUAAUAUUACAUUUGUCACAACUAAGGAACCAACAGUGAUACAAUAAAAUUCACACUCUAAUCAGAUUGCAUAGUUUUUCUCUAAUCCUUUUUCUCUUCUGGCAACUUAUCUGAUAUGACACAUUUAGUUAUCCUACCUCCUUGCCUUGACUUCAGAAAUUUCUCUCCUAGGCUUUUCUUGUUUUUAUGAUCUUGACAGUUUUGAGAAAUAUUGGCCAGGAAUUCUGUAGACUGUUCCUCAAGUUGGGUUUAGCUGAUGUAUUCACAUCACUGACUGAGGUUGUGCGGUUUGGAGAACAGUUAUGCAGAAGACAGGUCCUUCAGUGAGAGCAUGUCAUAUUAAGAGUGGAUGGCGUGACCAUGACAUGUUACUGAUGAUAUUAACCUUACCACCUGGCCAAGGUAGACCCUUCCAGGUUUUUCUGCUGUAAAAUUAUUCCUUCCCACCUUUUUAAUAUCCUGUUCUUUGGAAUUAAGACACAUAGCAUAUCCCAUACUCAAAAUAUGGGGAAUUAAGCUUUUGAGAGGCAUAUCACUUAAAUUAUUUAGAAUUCAUUUGCAAGGGACAUUUUUCUGUUCUUCCCAAUUUAUUUGUCAGUUACUUAUUUACAUUUGUUUGAGCUGAAGAAUAGUCAGUCUUUCUACAAGUCUAAAUUAGUGGUGACCAAAAACAUAAAUACAUUUUUAUAAAAGUUAAUAAAGUGUAAAACAUUUUGCACAAUACAGAGAUGAGAACCAUCUAAUGUUGGUAUAUAUUAUAUUCUGUGGUUUCUUCAGAAUGUGUCUUCCUAUAAAUAUCAGAUAUGUUUCUCCUUAACUUGCUGCUUACAGUGACUAUAACUGCAAAACAAUGUUUCAGUUAAUAACAGUACAUGUAUGAUGAUAGUUCCAUUGGAUUAAAAUGGAGCUGAAAAGUUUGAUUACUGGGUAUUUUUUACUGUACCUUUCUUUGCUUAGAUAUGGAUGAAUAUACAAAUACUUACCACAGUGUUUGUUAUUCAAUAAAGUAAUAUGCUGUGUA
Molecule: messenger RNA, 5265 nt
Organism: Cavia porcellus (domestic guinea pig)
Lineage: Eukaryota; Metazoa; Chordata; Mammalia; Rodentia; Caviidae
Gene: Umad1
Product: UBAP1-MVB12-associated (UMA) domain containing 1
Exons: 5
Coding region: 39-683 (214 amino acids)
Source: RefSeq, a predicted model, not a curated record